Chelonoidis abingdonii (Abingdon island giant tortoise) is the source of this 4486-nucleotide messenger RNA. It is a transcript of the gene RASSF8, whose product is annotated as Ras association domain family member 8. Gene Ontology annotation, biological process: signal transduction. The record is from RefSeq and is a predicted model, not a curated record. NCBI's taxonomy places the organism in Eukaryota, Metazoa, Chordata, Testudines, Testudinidae.
CCCGGCCCCACACUCUGCAGCGGCGCCUGAACUGCCCCGUCUCUCCAGCUCCAGCCCUCUGCAGGCUGCGCUUGGCGGCGAGGCGCUCGGGAUCCCCCGCCCCCUUCCCGGGCUAUUUGGCCGCCGAGGAGGAGCCGGCUGCCCGCACUGGGGUUGGCUGCCUGGCCGGAGGAGCCGGUGCAGGGAAUUGCCGCCUCGCCAGAGCCCAGAGGACGCGCCCGCCUGCAGGAUCCCCCGGCCCGCGCUCGCAGCAGCCGCCGCGGGGCUUUGCCAUGGCAGAGCUCUGAUGACUAGAAGUCACCCUCUUCAUCUUUGGUGUAGCUGUAAAUAUGACUUGACAUCCUGAUGACUGCAUUCAUGGCUCUUGGAUGAUCUGGUGCACCAUGGAGCUCAAAGUAUGGGUGGAUGGAGUCCAGAGAAUCGUUUGUGGGGUUACUGAAGUCACAACUUGCCAGGAGGUGGUGAUAGCCCUGGCUCAGGCUAUAGGUCGUACCGGAAGAUACACACUAAUAGAAAAAUGGAGAGAUACAGAGAGGCAUUUGGCACCUCAUGAAAAUCCUAUAAUUUCAUUGAACAAAUGGGGACAGUAUGCAAGUGAUGUGCAGUUAAUAUUACGCCGCACAGGACCAUCCCUCAGCGAGAGGCCAACUUCUGACAGUGUUGCUCGAAUACCUGAAAGAACUUUGUACCGACAAAGCUUACCGCCAUUAGCCAAGCUAAGGCCUCAGAAUGACAAAUUAAUAAAAAGGAGGGAGCCAAAAAGGAAGUCUUUGACCUUCACUGGGGGUGCAAAAGGGUUAAUGGACAUUUUUGGGAAAGGUAAAGAAUCUGAGUUCAAGCAAAAGGUGCUCAACUGUAAGACAACAGCCGAAGAGUUGAAAAAACUGAUCCACCUCCAAACUGAGAAGCUUCAGUCCAUUGAGAAGCAGCUGGACUCAAAUGAGGCUGAAAUCCGAUACUGGGAACAGAAAUACAAUUCCAGCCUGGAAGAGGAAAUUAUCAAAUUUGAGCAGAAAAUCAAAAGAAAUGAAGUAGAGAUUGAAGAGGAAGAGUUCUGGGAAAAUGAACUGCAGAUUGAGCAAGAAAAUGAGAAGCAGCUGAAGGAACAACUCGUGGAGAUCGGGCAAAGGAUCCUGGAGUGCGAGAGCAAGUUAAAAGACUAUAUGACUCAAAUCCACAGAAUGGAGAGUGGCCUUGAAGCAGAGAAGUUGCACCGGGAAGUUCAGGAGUCACAGGUGAAUGAAGAAGAGGUCAAAGAGAAGAUUGAGAAGGUAAAAGGUGAAAUUGAUAUUCAGGGCCAACAAAGUCUGAGGCUGGAAAAUGGCAUUAAAGCUGUAGAAAGGUCAUUGGGCCAAGCCACCAAAAGAUUACAGGACCGAGAACAAGAACUGGAGCAGCUAACGAAGGAGCUAAGACAAGUAAAUCUCCAACAAUUUAUCCAGCAAACAGGAACAAAGGUCACAGUGCUACCAGCAGACCCUAUUGAAGUGGAGGCUUCACACGCACAACUUGAAAGAGAGACAACAUUUCAGUCUGGGUCCCUGAAACGCCCAGGUUCGUCAAGGCAGCUCCCCAGUAAUCUUCGAAUUCUGCAGAAUCCACUGUCGUCUGGUUUUAACCCUGAGGGCAUUUAUGUAUAACAAUAUAUACCUCUUCUGAAGGGGACCUAUGAAGGUACCAUGGACAGUAUAAGUUCCUUCCUUUUUUGAUUCUACCAAUGAUGAAUGAAAGAAGCUUUUCCUCUUUAAGCCACCACAUGUUGUGUUUCUUCAUUCUACACCCCACGUGGAGCCAUGCCCCCUGCACUGAUGCAAAAGAACAAAGGAACUGUGUAGCUAUACAGCUGGCAGUGUUGAGGUUGCUGUCCGAUAACUAUUGAUGCAAAAGCCUUCAUUUGUAUUAUUGCUAUUUCAGAAGUAUUUAGAAAAGUAUUAUUCCAUAUAUAGGCAUAAAUAAAACACUGACUGAGCAGAGUGAAGGAACCUGUUUGCAGCUGGUUUAAGGUUUAAUUUAUUCCAUGCAAUCCAUGGAGGUGUGAAUGUUGACCUUUAGAGUGGUUUUUAUUUUAUUAUUUUAAACUUGUGACUAAUUAUAUAAUAUCGUAUUUCUCAGUCUGACCAGAUGACUUUUGUGUAUGUAUAAAUGUCCAGUGUUUCAUCACAUUAACAAUUCACAACCACAGGAGUGUUGUGGGGGUGCUGUAUCUUUAAAAUAGUCUCUAACCACUGAUUUUGUUUGUUACAUUUUGGAUUAUGAUGCAUCAUAUCACAUCCAUUGCUACCUUUUUAGGCUUGAAAGACUUGAAAGUGAGUGUGUGGGACUAGCUUCCUAUUGAUUCUGCCUUGAAUAAAUCAUUAAAAGAUUAUGGAAUUUAAAGCUGGCUUGGUAAGAAUAUUUCCAGCAUAUGAUUGAGGAUGCACUAGUUACACAGUAUUUUAUCAUAUAGAAUGUAUAUUUAAGAUAUUGUGCCACAUUGUGUAUGCCUUUUGAGAAAGGAACAAUAUAAGGGAUCUUCAUUGUAUGUCUUACUAAAAAGGGGUGUGAGGCUUUUCACUGUGUGUGGUUUUUACUCUUUUUUUUCACCAGCCAGGACAGUGUUCUUAUUUUCCUGUCAAUGUUACUAUUCUUAAAAAAAAAAAAAAAAAAAAAAAAAAAAAAGUCCACACACACAUCAUUUAGCAAAAUGAUAUCUAAAAGAGUUGGGGUGAUAUCCUGGUCCCAUUGAAAUUAACAGCAGAAUUCCCUUUGAGUUCACUGGGGCCAGGAUUUCAUUCCUGCUCCCCAAAAUGUUAUGAAACAUGUUUUUCCUUAGAUAUGCAAGACUAUUUCUGUUCAGGGUUUUAUAGAGCAUGUAUUUUACAAGUGAGAGGUAGAAGAUAAACAUUCACAGAUUCACUAGUAAACUUCCAUUUAUUUUUACAAUGUUUUUGAGGUCACCUAGUACAACCAAAAAUAAAACAAGGUUUAGACAAAGUGGCUCCCCAGCAGAAUGUAAGAGUAAACACGUACAGGUACAUCACUUCCAAAUAAAGUGCGGUUAUGAUGCUAGGCCCUGGUCCUGCACUUGGAUCAAUGCAGUAGACUCCUGAGUCUGUGCUGAACACCACUGGCAUCAGUGGGACUGCUUCAUGAUGACCUGAGGGUCCAACUGCAUGGAUCUGAUUACAGAAUCUGGGCCUUAUGUAUUGCAUUUGGACUGUCUAUUAUAACAGUACCAGAUAUUGGCAUCGCAUGCCUGCAGAUCCCUUUGACUUCAGUGGGAGCCAUGCCUGUGCAUCCAGUGCAGAAUUUAGCCCUUGGGGUUCCCAGAAAUCAAAAUCUUGAGGGAGAAUCCUGAUUCCAUUGAAGUUAAUGGCAGAACUUCUUUUGACUUUAGUGGGAUCAGGAUUUCAUCCCUGGUGAGUAAAAACCCAAGCUUUAAUUACUGAAGAAUAAUACUUCAGAAAUCUUAUUUUUAAAAUAUAGAUGUUCCUGCUUGGAUUUACUUGUGCCCAGAUAAAUACUAAAUUAAUUUUCUUGUUUUAAAAGGGACCAUGAAUUUCCACAUCAGAACUGUAACUCAAAGUUUGAAGGAUACAGCGUGAGAUGAAAGAAUCACCAUUAAAUGAAUUUUUUCGUUUCUUUUUAUUAAUAGCACCAUAAAUACUAAAAAUGCUGCUGUAUUUAGACUAACAGCAACUUCAAAUGAGGCUGUGAAAAUAUAAAGGAUCUUUCAAAACAGACUCAGUUCAGAAACAAAAAUUCAUUAUCUACGUCUCUUUACUUGUGAACAACCUGGUAAAUGUGCUGCUCUAGCCUAAAGAAUCUUUCCCACACGCAGUUAUUGGUGAGUCUGUGCUCAUGUAUGUUUGUGCCCAUAACCUUUUUCUUAUAUAGAAAUGUAUUUGAUAAUUAAUAAAAGACAAAUAAUUUGGAGAUUAUACUGUGUUCAAGGGGCAUAUACCUUACUUUCCAGGUCCAAUUUUGCCAAACAAGUGGCCCAAUCUGGCAGGAUACUUAAUAUCCUCAACUCCCUUAGAAGUCAAUAGGAGUUGAGGCAGUUGGCGCUUUUGCAAUAUGAGGCCCAAAUUGCAUUGCAUAGCAAAGAUCCUAUGUCACUUAAUCACAAAGAAAAGUUUAAUCAAAUCUUUGCUGCAUACUGAUAUAAAGGAUUGUUAAAGCAGAUAAAUGUAUUUAUCCUGAAAUAUUCCGUUAUGCAGUAAGGGUCUGAUCCAACUCCCAUUGAGCUCUGUGAGUGCUAAGAUCAUAAGAAUUAUGUGUCGUCUUGUGCUUUAAGGGUGGAGGGGUGAGAAAACUCAGGGUUUUGGAUGACUCAAGAUGUUGUUCCAGUAAUGAAAUUUGGAGCCUUUCCCCUUAAUUUAGUGGCUUAAAUUUAGCAUAGAUUGGUGGUGACUGCUGUUUGGCAGAGAGGUCAAACACUAAGGUGGGUUUGGAGACUACCAUCCCAUCUUUUACUCUCUCCAGGUUAAAGCUGAAGAACAUCAUG